Molecule: messenger RNA, 5415 nt
Organism: Penicillium brevicompactum
Lineage: Eukaryota; Fungi; Ascomycota; Eurotiomycetes; Eurotiales; Aspergillaceae
Gene: utp10
Product: snoRNA-binding rRNA-processing protein UTP10
Exons: 4
Coding region: 1-5415 (1804 amino acids)
Biological process (GO): positive regulation of transcription by RNA polymerase I; maturation of SSU-rRNA from tricistronic rRNA transcript (SSU-rRNA, 5.8S rRNA, LSU-rRNA)
Cellular component (GO): 90S preribosome; t-UTP complex; small-subunit processome
Molecular function (GO): snoRNA binding
Source: RefSeq, a predicted model, not a curated record
AUGACAACAUCCCUCGCCGCGCAGCUGUCGCACAUCGCAGCAAGGUCUGGGCAUGAGCUCGACCUGAAGGCGCAAAGGAUUUCCCACUCACAGUCUUUGAUAUUUGACCACAAGAUUGCUGCAAACCAAGACUUUGACGCAAUCUAUGACAUCUGUUAUGAUGGAUUCCAAGAGUUAUGCACACUGGACCCACGUUUCACGGAGUUCGAUCGCACGAUCUUCAGCGAGCAAAGCAAAUCGGAAGAUCGCAGUCAGAUGAAUUCAGAACAAAAUAAGGAACUGGACACUGCGGUGGAUGCUUUCCUGGCGCUGGUAGGCGGCAGAUUGCAGCUGAGCCCAGCAGUAAAAGCGGUGGAUUGGCUUGUGAGGAGAUUUAGGGUUCACGAAUUCAACACGACAACCGUUUUGUUGACGUUUCUACCGUAUCAUACAACACCGCUGUUUCUCAACCUGCUUUCGAUUCUCCCGAAAAACCUUGGACCGUCCUUCAAAAUACUCAGCCCUUACCAGUCUAGCCUUAUCAACCCGCCGAGACAUCCACUAGUCCACAGCGCAGCAUCAAACAAAUCCUUCUUUGCGGAAUUAAACGAAUAUGUUUUGAGAGUCUGCCGGCAGGGCGCGCAGAGCCAUGCCUUGCUUACUUUUUGGUCUGGCCUUGUCACUGAAGCAAUUGCAACCAUGCUUGACGGUGCUCGCUCUGGAAAAAGGGAGGCAGAGCAGGACAAGCAUCAGGACAUCCUUUUGCGGGUCCUCCCAGUCCUCAGCUCUGCAUUUACCAUUGAAAAUGUGCCAGAGUUGCUUGUUGCGUGUUAUAUGAUCUGUGUUGUUCUGGCACAAAAGGCUCUCCUCUCGAAUGAAGUCAUCGAAGGGCUCAUGGAAAGCGUUGUGCGCUCUUGGACUGAAGACACCAAGACAUCAGGACUUAUCUGCCUAUCGGUCCUCGCCCAACAGAAGCCUACUGUCAUGAUUCCGAAGAGGGUCUUCAAGGGAAUUCUCCGUCUUGAGAACCCCGUCAGCCAGCUUUCUGAAGUUGCUACACAAUAUCAAGCAUCCAAAUUGCUGCUUGGGAUCAUUGCCGGGUGUCUGACUGACCUCCACAGGCCAGACAACGCUCGUCUCGUAAUUCUGAGCUCGAUCUUCCAGCGUCAGCUUCUUGGUCAGGAUGAGAUUGGCAAAGCCAUGGGCUUGGUACUCGAAGCUGCUUCAAACGCCGAUGAGACCCGCGGUAUGUCGCUGGAUGCCCAAACGCAACUUGCAGAGCUCGUGCAAGGAUUUAAUCGUUCCGAGACCCUCCAAGCCACCUUCCAAAAGACACUGAAUGAAUCUUCGUUCAACAUACCGGCCCUCGAGCACAAUCUUCAAACUGUCAUAGAAGCACCUGUCGCGACUCCUCUUCUUGAGGAUGUGGAAAUGGCCGACGCAGAUGAGCAGCCCGAGGUGGAUGCAUUCACACCAGCGUUGGAAUCAUUGGUCAAGGAGCCUUUGUUCCCCUCAUCCUUCCUCUCACGGCAGUCGAUCAUUGAGUUUGACAACCUGGUACGCGUAUUUGCCUUGGCCCCCGAUUCCGAUGAGAAUGUGGAGAAGUUCAUCAGCUUGCCCAUUUUGGGAAAAUCCCAGGCCACCAAGUCACCCCAAUUCCUGUCUUUCUUCAUUAGAGUUGUGUCCGGCCCCUACCCCAUCGGAACCAAGAUUGCGGCCCUGAACAUUGUGUCAUCUGUCCUUUCGUCCGCUCCCAGUGACUUCGAUCCCCAGGCUCUUUUGCCAUUCCUGUUUGUUGCUCUCUCGGACCCUUCGGAGCGCAUUCGUCGUGAGACUGCUGGAGUCUUGGCAAUCAUUGCAUCCUUGUACAAGAAUUCAAAGGCCUCCGAGAAUUCCAAGCCGUGGGCCCAUGACACGAUAUAUGGAAAGGGAAAACAAUCUGCAAGUGUUACGUGGCUCUCGAACAAAGACUCUCAAAAGGUUCUGGAGCGUGCCCUUCUUCCCGGGUUGGAGGAGUCUAUUCUCGACCCUAACCACGUUCAUCGCGCAUUGGAAGCUACCCUUCGCGGUCAUGUCCUUUCCGAGAACUCAGGUGCAACCGAGCUCAAGAAGGCACUCCGCCUCAGCCUCUACAGUUCUUUGUGCUCUCAUGUCAAUGGCAUGCCGGUCUUCUCCCCUAAGAUUGGCCUACUGAAAUUAAUCAACAGUGUAGAGAAGGUCUCUACUGCUAAUCUUACCGAUGAGCUGGUUCCUUUACUUGAGGAGUGGCGGGGUCUGAGUGAAAGAGAGGUCGAAGAAAUAUGUAGCAAGGAGCGUAUCACUUCAUCUGAGACCGAGGCUUUGAUCACGGCUGUGGUCACACCAAAGCACAAAGACGCAUUGGAUGUUCUGCUGUCAAAUGCAAGCUCCGGUGACUCUUUGCGCUCGUCCUUUGUCGCUGCUUGCUUCACGCAGAUCAAGAAUAUUUGGAGCAAGGUUGCCGAAGACCGACAGUUGAUCGCCUCUGAGAAACUGUUGGACAUCUCACUCGGUGUGUCAGCCAACAAAAUCUCUUUGGUCAACAACUGCCGCAACGUCCUUCGCACAAUUGAGCUUUCUGGUGCCGUUUUGAAGCAAUUCGUUCACAAGAUCCCGGUCUCUAUUACGGAUGUUGAAUCAAUCGGCCCUGCCCCUAAACGGAGACGCACCAGCCAAAACAACAUGAUCGCUAUGACUGUCAAGGACGAAGCAGAGCUGACAAAAUUGAUGGACAAGAUGACCUUCAUUUUGGAAAUUGUCGACAGCUCCUCGCCCGAAGCUCAUCCCGAGCUGGCCGAUGGACUCUUCCAGACGCUUGCGGCGCUUCACCAUUUCAAAUCUCAGAUCCAAUCCGGCAUGAGCUACCUCCUCAGCUUGACCCUGGGAAGUCUUUUGGCUAUCGUCAAUCACUCAAAGGGAUCUGUCAAGCCCAAGUUCGAUACAUCUGUUAUUCGCGCCGACUUGGUUGUGGAUUGCGUGCGCACCACGGACAGCCCCCAAGUCCAGAACGUGGCGCUUCUGCUUGUUGGCAGUCUGUCCGUCAUUGCUCCGGAGCUGGUCCUUCACAGUGUAAUGCCGAUCUUCACCUUCAUGGGCACCAGUGUCCUCCGCAAGGACGAUGAGUACUCUGUUUCUGUCAUCGACCAGACCAUUGAUCAGGUUGUUCCGGCUCUCAUUCAGUCUCUGCGCAGCCAGAAGCGGGAUGUGGUCUCUGGCACCUCUGAAUUGCUGCUUAGCUUUACAGCCGCCUUCGAGCACAUUCCUUCUCACCGCCGUUUGCGACUCUUCCAUGCCCUUAUCAGCAAACUUGGAACUCAGGACUUCUUGUUCGCUGUUCUUGCGAUGCUUGCCAACAGGUACUCCACUGAUAAGGAUGUUCUCACUCUUAUGACUGGGCUUGUCUCUGAUACUACACCUGUUGUCGAGCUCACCACUUACAGCAAGUAUCUCAUGCUGAUCAGCGAUGCUUUCAAGCCCAAACCUGGUAUCUCUCAGGUUCUUCUUGGAAUUAAUAGCGACGACGGGCGGGACCCCCAGAGUAUUUCCACUGAUCUUCUGCGCGAUCUUGCUCACUUGUUCAAGCACUCUUCCUUGAAGGCCAAGCUUGAGACAGCCUUCGAGUCAGAAGGUGAAAUUGCGGACCAGUCUCGCGCUUGUUUCUCGCGGGUACUGGAGCAGGUAUUGAACAUCGGCGAGGGUGUCAAGAACAUGAAGCCCGUCAGCCAGGCCUGCGGCGAAGUCCUCGGCUCUCUAUUCAGCACUCUAUCUCUUGUCGACUUCCUUGACACUAUUGAGGUUCUUCUCCAGGGUCCCAACGACGAACUCCGUCGCAAGGUCCUCCGUUUGCUUGAGAACCGUCUUCGCCAGACCCCUGAGCGCGACAACCUGUCGCAAAUCCGGGUGCUCGACUUCCUUCCUACUCUGGUCGAAAUCGUCGAGUCUUCCCCGGAUAUUCUGCUCAAGCAUGCUGCUGUUUCGUGCAUUGAUCGCAUUACCGACAAGUACGGCCGCAAGGACCCGUCCAAGGUCAUUGCUGCUGCUAGAGUUGUUGCCAGCGAAUCUUGCCUCGGCCAAUCUGAUGACCGCAUUCGCUACAUGGGUAUCCUCUGCCUGGCCUCCAUGGCCGAGGUUCUUGGCCAAGCUAUGAUCCCCGCCCUUCCAGACACACUCAAGCGCUCUUUGGAGUUGCUCGAACUGAGCCUGGUCUCUGGAAAGGAGAACUCUCGUCUCCACGAUGCAAUCUUCACACUCUUCUCUGCCCUCUUUGUGCACUUGCCAUUCAUGAUCUCCGCUGGUCAACUGGACAAGGUACUUAUGCUUUCGUUCAAGUCUGCUAAUGCCGACAUUGAAGAGAGCAGCGACGAGAGUCGCCAGGAAUCUCUUCGCUUGCUGGCGCGCAAGAUCGAUGUGAGUGCCACUCUCGGCGCUGUCGAUCGCAACUGGCAGCGCGCUGUCGAAACCGGCCCCAUCGCGGUCAAUGAGCUCUUGGAGGUUGUCACUCUUGCCGUCGACAAGCACCCCAAGUCCACCAUCGCCAAGAACAUCGGCACCCUUACCAAGAUCCUCUUCAAGGCCUUCGACCUACGUCGUGAACAGAUUGCCCUCGGAGAAAAGGCGAUCUUCGAAUCAUCUGCCAUUGAUGAGGCUGAGUCUGCACUCAAUGACGUGACUAUCAAGAUGAUCUACAAGUUGAACGACAGCACCUUCCGUCCUAUUUUCCUUCGAUUCGUCGAAUGGGCCACCACUGGUGCUCCCAAGAAGGACGAGCAGGCCCAAGUUUCGCGUCUUACGACUUUCUACAAGUUCCUGGAGGUCUUCUUCGGCACCCUUCAAUCCAUCGUCACCGGUUACUCCAGCUACAUCUUGGAGAACGUUGUUAGCAUCUUGAGCACUACUGGACCCUCCAAGGCCCAGAAGUCUCUCUGGCUCGCAGCCCUUCGCAUGCUCCGCAAGUCAUUCGAGCAUGAUCAAGACGAAUUCUGGCAAUCCCCCUCGCACCUCGCUAGCAUCUCCGGUCCCUUGAUUUCUCAACUUGGCCAUGCAACAACCAACACCACCUCCAACUUGGUUAUUGCCGACGUCGUCCCCACGAUUACUGAACUGGCUCUUGCCGCCGAUUCCACGGAUAACCACAAGGAACUCAACUCCGCUUUGAUGAAGUAUCUCCGUCCUUCCUCCGCGCCCAAUGCUAGCUCGGCCGGUGGAGACAGCGCGUUCACUCGUCUCGCUGCCCUCAAGACUGAGCAGGCUCUUACUGAGCAGUUGGGUGAAGAAUGGCUGGCGCUUCUGCCAGAGAUGCUGCCUUACAUCAGUGAGCUCAUGGAGGAUGAAGAUGAGAAUGUCGAGAGAGAAGUCAGGAAGUGGGUGAAGCAGAUCGAGAAGGUUCUUGGUGAGCGUCUCGAUGAUAUGUUAACUUAG